ACUUCACCUUUUCUUUCCCGGCUGUGUGGGGCUCAGCUAAGUCAGCACUCAAGAGAGUGGUGAGGUCAUCUGAGACCAAGCCUGGUCCUCAGGACUGUGCUCUCUCCCUGCCACCAGGCAGCCUGCCCCAGCCUGCUCAGCCAUCGCCACACUCCUCUGACAGAAUGAAUGCCCUUGACGGCAUUCCCUUCAAGGUGCCCAAUGGCUUUGUGAUAGGCACAAAGUCCCUUCCUGGGCCAGAACUCAGCAUCCCAGCCUGCAGGGAGCUUCUGCUGGGUUCUAUGCACGACUUCAGCCUGGAGAGGAGGGUGCUCUUCUGGGUGGAGGCAGUCAUCCGGGGACCCUGCCCCGUCCAAUGCGACGCCCUGGGAAUGGCAUCGGCCCCUCCGGCCUGGCUCUUGCUGGUCGGCUCAGAACCUGAGCCAGUGCCCCCACCAGCUGCAGACACCUGCCCCGAGGCCAGACCCCAGCUGCAGCUAGAUGAGGAGGAGGAGAAAGAGGAGGAGGUCAAGGAAGAGGAGGAGGAGGAGUUGGAAGAGAACCAGGAGGAGGCCCACGUAGAGGAAGAAGCCGCCUCUGCCAACGAGGAAGAGCCAGGUUCCUGCAGCCCCCUGUCCAGCUCCCCCGCGAGCGCUGGCCCGGGCCAUUCCCGGUGCUCGCUGGACUUGCUGCGUGGCGUGAAGUCGGAGCUGGCCGGGGCGCGCCGGCGGCUCUCGGAGGGCCGGCUGUCCGUUCGCCCCCGCGCCCUCCUGCACCGCAUCCGCCACCGGGCGCUGAGCCUCUGCCCCAGCCCCGCGCCGAGUCCCGGCCCGGUGCUGCCCGCGGGCCCUGCGCCCACGCUCCCCAACGCCCCCGCGCCGCCCCCACGGCCCUCCACGGCUGGCGCCAUGCCCCCGCUGCGGAGCCACAAGCCCACGGUCGCGUCCCUCAGCCCCUACACCUGCCUGCCGCCUCUUGGCGGCGUGCCUCAGCAUCUCAGCACCUGCAGAUCACACCCCACUUCUGCUGACCUGCUGUCUGCCCUGAGCCAGGAGGAGCAAGACCUCAUCGCACCCGUAGUUGCCCUGGGGUAUCCCCUGCAUAGGGCCAUCACGGCUCUGCAGAAGACAGGGCGGCAGAGCCUGAGCCAGUUUCUCAGCUACCUUAGUGCCUGUGACCGGCUGCUGCGGCAAGGCUACGAGGAGGGGCUGGUGGAGGAGGCCAUGGAGAUGUUCCAGUUCUCCGAGAGCCAGGCAGGGGAGUUCCUGCGCCUCUGGGAACAAUUCAGUGCCAUGGGCUUCCAGCAGGACCGGAUCAAGGAAGUGCUGCUGGUCCACGGCAACCGCAGUGAGCAAGCGCUGGAGGAGCUGGUGGCCUGUGCCCAGUGAGCACUGGCGCAUUCCACAAUGCCUGUGCAUCCCAGUCCUGGGCCAAACCUGGCAAUCCAUAGUAACUGGAUUAGUAAGACUACAUAAGAGGGGAACCUGGCUGGCUAAGUUGGAGGUGGCUCUUGAUCUCAGGUUUGUGAAUUUGAGGCCCACAUUGGGUGUUGAGAUUACUUUAAAAAAAUACACAAAUGGGGCAUCUGGGUGGCUCAGUGGGUUAAGCCUCUGCCUUCAGUUCAGGUCAUCAUCCCAGGGUCCUGGGAUCAAGCCCCUCAUUGGGCUCUCUGCUCAGCAGGGAGCCUGCUUCCCCCUCUCUCUCUGCCUACUUGUGAUCUCUGUCAAAUAGAUAAAUAAAAUCUUAAAAAUUUUUUAAAAAAAUAUACAUAAAUAAACUUUGAAAAAAAAAAAAAAGAUCACACAAGAGUGACACACACUUAUACAAACAAUGCCAAAGGUGGAGGUAAAUACUGUAGGGGAGGCCAGAUUUACCCAUUGUAGGUUUUCAGCUGGGGCUCCUCAUGGAAAAGACCAAUUAAGAAGAGAAAAACAUUUUAUUUUAUUUUUUUAAGAUUUUAUUUUAUUUAUUUGACAGAGAGAGACACAGUGAGAGAGGGAAAAACAAGCAGGGGGUGAGGGAGAAGCAGGCUUCCUGCUGAACAGGAAGCCCGAUGUGGGGCUCGAUCCCAGGACACUGGGAUCAUGACCUGAGCAGAAGGCAGAUGCUUAAUGACUGAGCCACCCAGGUGUCCUGAGAAAAAGUUUAUUAACACAUGUAGCAUUUCUACAUCAUAUGGGGGAAACCUCAAUGAAAAGGAACUCAAAACAGCAGUUAGAACUCUGGCUUGUAUCGCAUCUUCAACAAAGAACAGUCAAUUUGUAUAGAAAUGACAGGACAAAGGAAACUGGUUUUGGGGUUCCAGAGAUGGAAGCUGUUGGGGGAGGGGGCGGUGUAAAUACAGGGAAGUGAACUAGCUGAGUAGGUUUGUUGGCAGAUUCUUCUGGAGCAUGUCUGGACUGAUAAGAAUUUGUCUCCAGAAAAGGAGAGUUUAUACCUUGCCUUUAGGCAAAAUGUGGGGGAGGGUAGAAGGAGAUUUUUUCCUGCAUUUGUUGCUUCUUAAUCACCUUCAACUCAAAAUGAUUUUUAUGUCAAAGAGGCAUAUUUUUGGGUGACACUCUGGUCUCUUUCAAUAUGAAAACAAUUAGCUGAAAGAGUUGAAAGUCAUUGCCUCUGGGGAGGGGCAUAUGGGGGAGCAUAGACAAGGAACUGUGUUUUUUCAUAAAACCCUUGUAAAACUACCUGUAUUUGACUCUUUUUUUUUUUUUAAAGAUUUUGUUUAUUUAUUUGACAGAGAGAGAGAGAAAGAUUGAGAUCACAAGUAGGCAGAGAGGCAGGCAGAGAGAAGGGGUAGCAGGCUCCCUGCUGAGCAGAGAGCCCAAUGCGGGGCUCGAUCCCAGGACUCCAGGACCCUGAGAUAAUGACCUGAGCUGAAGGCAGAGGCCUAACCCACUGAGCUACUCACGUGCCCCAUGUAUUUGACUCUUUAAACUAUAGGCAUGAAUAACUUUGAUUUUAAGAAUAAUAAAAUAAGUGGUGAGCCAUUCUUUUCAGUCCUGUGGGCUCCUAGUUAGUGUGGAAAGAACAUCUAACUGUGGUUCAGAAGACCUAAUUUCUUAUUUUGUUUCUGCUGCUGACUGGCUCAAUGCCUCUUUGGGACUCAGUUUCCCUGGGAAAAGUAGAGAGACUGGACUUGGCUGCCAUCGAUAAGAAUCCCCUGAGAGUUUGUUAAAGAGGCCCAGGCCCUCUUCCGGGGUGAUCUGAUUUAGAAAGUCCAGCUUGGCAGCCCCAGGGAUCUAUUUUGUUUUUAUAAGGAGCUCUCUGGGGAAUUAAAAAAAAAAAUCUCUUGUUUUUUAACUGGUUUUGUUGUUGUUCGCCUCCACCCAUUUCUCCCAACCACUAACCUGGUCUCUGCUAUCUAUCAACUUGGGGUUUUGGCUUUUUUGUUUUUUUCAGAUUCCACAUUUAAGAGAAAUCAUACGGUAUUUGUCUUUCUCUGUCUGACUCAUUUCACUUAGCGUAACACCCUUGAGGUUCAUCCAUGUUGUCUCAAAUGGCAAAAUUUCAUUCCUUUUAUGGCGGGAUAAUAUUCCAUUGCAUAUUAAACCACGGUAUCUUUAUUGGUUAAUCCAUCUGUCGACAUUUAGGUUGUUUCCAUGUCUUGGCUAUUGUAGCUAAUGCUGCAGUGAACUUGGGGGAGCAUCUAUUAUUCUGAGUGAGUGAGUGUUUUUGUUUUUGUUUUCUUUUAAAUAAACACCCAGAGUGGAAUUGCCAAUCAUCUGGUAGGUCUAUUUUUAGGUCUAUGUUUGAGGAACCUGCCUAUGGUUUUCCACAGUGGCUGCACCAAUUUACAAUCCCACCAACAGUGCACAAGGAUUUUUCUCCACAUCCUCGCCAAUACUUGUUAUCUCUUGUCUUUUUGAUGAUAGCCAUUCUGACAGGUGGAAGUCAUAUUCCAUGGGGUUUUGAUUUGCAUUUCCCUCAGGAGUAAUGCUCUUGAGCAUAUUUUCAUGUACCUGUUGGCUAUCUAUAUGUCUUCUUUGAAAAAAUGUCUAUUCAGGGCACCUGGGUGGCUCAGUGAAUUAAGCCUCUGACUUCAGUUCAGGUCGUGAUCUUGGGGUCCUAGAAUGGAGUCCUGCGUCGGGCUCCCAGCUUGGCGGGGAGUCUGCUUGUCCCCUCCUUCUGCCCUUCCCCCCACCUGUGUGCACAUGCACACACACUCUCAAAUAAAUAAAACAAAGUCUUAAAAAAGAAAGAAAGAAAAAAGAAAAGUGUCUAUUAAUCUGUUGUUGGGUUACGUGAGUUCCUUAUAUAUUUUGGAUAUUAGCCCCUUAUCAGAUAUAUGAUUCACAAAUAUUUCUCCCAUUCAGUAGUUGCCUUUUCAUUUUGUUGAUGGUCUCUUUUGUUAUGAAGAAUCUUAUUUUCCACUUGUUUUUUUGUUUUGUUUUGCUUUUGUUGCUUUUGCUUUUGGUGUCAGAUUCAAAAAAUCAUCGCCAAGACCUAUGUCAAGGAGCCCACCACCUAUUUUGUCUUCUAGGAGGUUUAUGGCUUCAGGUCUUCCAUUCUAGUGUUCAACCCAUUUUCAGUUAAUGUUUGUGUAUGCUGUAAGACGGCAGAUGAGUUUCAUUCUUCUGUAUGUGGCAGUCCCGUUUUCCUAACAUCAUUUAUUAAAGAGACUGUCCUUUCCCCAGUGUAUAUUCUUGGCCCCUUUGUUAUAAAUUAAUUGACUAUAUAUGGGUGGGCUCUCUUCUGUUCAGUUGAUCUGUGUGUCUGUUUUUAUGCCAGUACCUCUGGGGAUUCUUUUUUUUUUUUUUUUUUUAAGAUUUUAUUUACUUUUUGAGAGAGAGAAAGUAUGCUCAUGAGCAGGGUUGGUGGGCGGGGAGGGUUAGGAGGAAGGGACAGAGGGAGAAGGAGACUCCCCACCAAACAGGGAAGCCAAUGUGAGGCUCCAUCCCAGAAGACCCUGUGAUGACUCUCAGCCAAAGGCUGAUGCUUAACUGACUGAGCCACCCAGGCGCCCCAUCCUCUGGAGAUUCUUAUUCAAUAUAUUGGGCCCACGGCCAGUAUGUGUAACCCUCAGGGCCUCCUGCUCUGACAGCCUGUCAGUCUUUCCUCAUUUGUGGAGUAGGCAGUUUGGAACCAGAAUUGUCUCCAGUCACUGAAGCCUAUCCUCUGGAGGACCCCAGAGACUGAGGAGACCAGUUGCUGGAGCUGCCCAUGACUCAGGCAAGUCUUGGCUCUGGCCAAGACUCCAGUGCCCUUGCCCUUCCCAGCCGGCCCUAUGCAAAGACCUAGAGCAGUUACCACGGAAUUAAGACUGCUCAACCUCCUCUACACAGCGAGCAGGACUGGACCUGGACCUGAGGCCUGGAGAAGACCAAAAUCUUCCAUGUUUUUCAUGGCUCCAAACCAGACAUGUUGUUUGAAUGUUUAGUGAGGACUUCUGCAGGCCUAUCCUGACCUAAACAGCAAGUCUGGGACCAGAACCUAGGACUCCUCAGGUCUGUCCAGCCCCUGGGUGCCUUCCGCUAAGCCUCGAUGUCUGCCAACUUGAAAUCACAUAAAAAAUAUGCUUUGGCCCUAAAACUUGCUUUGAGUCACUUGCAGGCAAUGCAAAACUAUUUGAGAACAUUGGCAAGGCGGCAUAAAGUCGGUCAAAAAUAAAACUGCAUUUGAGAAAGAAUAAAA
This is a messenger RNA of Mustela lutreola (European mink), 5607 nucleotides long. It is a transcript of the gene UBAP1L, whose product is annotated as ubiquitin associated protein 1 like. Lineage: Eukaryota; Metazoa; Chordata; Mammalia; Carnivora; Mustelidae. The record is from RefSeq and is a predicted model, not a curated record. The transcript is spliced from 5 exons. Gene Ontology annotation, molecular function: ubiquitin binding. Gene Ontology annotation, biological process: ubiquitin-dependent protein catabolic process via the multivesicular body sorting pathway. Gene Ontology annotation, cellular component: ESCRT I complex. The coding region runs from base 165 to 1367 and encodes 400 amino acids.